AUGACAGGUGAAGGUGGUGAUGAUGACAGAGGUGGCGCAGAGGGGACACUGAUGGGGACAGGCCACGGCGGUGGUGAUGACCGAGAUGUGCCCACUCUUGCAGAGUCCUUCCUGGGGCCAGGGCCACCCAAAGCCGUGCCCACGUCAGGCAGUUUACCCCAUGGGGGGCUGUGUGUCGCCGCCGUGAUUGGCACUGACCCCCAGGGGAGGGAAGAGGUGCCCCAGGGUCAGGCGGCAGCCCGGCCUGAGUCGGUCCUCGGAACCACAGUCCUCGGAACCACUCUCCGGAGCACCCCCGGGGAGUCCCAGCAGCUCCCCCCCCAGGCCUGCCUGCCGGCCCUGCUCGGUCUGCUGGGCAGGCCAGGCCAGGGCUGGGCACUGGGUCGGCCGGUGCCUGCAGCAGGGAGCAGAGGCUUUGGGGGCAGAGUCCAGGGACCCAGGGAGGAGGCUCCCAGCUGGCUCUCCCUGGGCCUGGGGGCCCUGGAGCCCGAGGGCAGCUCUCCCACUGCCUGGGCCUGUCCCCGCGCCGCGCGGCCGCCUGAGGGCGAGGAGGAGCGGCGCCACUGUGGCCCGAACUGUCCCCGGCGGCGCCAGGGGUGGCGGCCACGGCGCAGGUCCGACCCGGGCGCACAGGCAGCCCCGAGCCGGGCGUGCGCCCUCUGGAUGCCCGCGGAGGCGCCGAGCGCACUAGGGUCGCCAAGUGCCCCCCUCCGCGACGAGGACUAUACCCCGUGGAAGGAAGCAGGCCACGCUGGCAUCCUCAGCCGUAUUCCCGUGGGUGUCAGCCCCGCCACGGCCACGUUUGGCUCUGACCAGAGCCAGGGCCACGCCUUCGGCUCCCUGCCCACCGUGUGGAGAGCUCAGUGCUCCCGUUACGGCCUGCUCGUCAGAUAUUCACAGGAGGACGAGCUCACAGAGACCCCGAGGUCUCAGCAGCUGCCUCCCACCCGCGCCUGGAACCCGCUGCCAGGCUGCUCCCAGACCCCUGCUGUCACCAAACCUUCUCUGUGCCCUGGCCCCCCUCAGCACCCUGGCCAUCGGUCCGGCCUGUUCGGCCUGCCCCUGUCUGCCCCGCUGCCCCAGCCCGAGGACCCCCCAGUCAACGGCUGCCACGGCCAGACCCCCACAGAGCAGGACGCAGAGGCGAUGCAGCUGGGAACAGUCCCCCCACCGCUUCCCAGCGGGGACCAGCCCCCCGAGACUGCAGAUCCCAGGCCACCCCCACCGGUUGUACCCCCCUUCCCACCGUAUUUUGAAGGUGCCCCCUACCCUCCCCCGCUCUGGCUAAGAAGCACCUACCAGCAGUGGGUGCCGCAGCCGCCGCCCCGGACCAUCAAGAGGACACGUCGGCGUCUGUCCCGCAACCGUGACAUGGGCCGGCUGGCCCUGAGCCCCAUCCGCCUGCGGCCUCGCCAGGUGCUCUGUGAGAAGUGCAAGAGCACGCUAGGCCCCCCCGAAGCCAGCCCUGCCCCCCAGGGAGCCCCGAGGCCGCGCAGAAGGGUGGGCAGCGGGCCUGGCCUCGACAAGGAGCCCCGCAAGCUGGAGGACCCGGCCGGUGGCGCCAGCGGCGACGACUCCACGGCCCCUGCGAGGAGGAGCAAGAAGGGGAAGCGAGAGGACAGGGCCCGGGUGCCGCGGAGCCCCGCCAUCAAGAUCUCCUACAGCACGCCGCAGGGCACCGGCGAGGUCGUGGAGAUCCCCUCCCGCGUGCACGGGUCCCUCGAGCCCUUCUGCCCCGCCCAAGCCCCGCACGGUGGCAGCCAGGACCCCAGCGGGCCUGCCGCCUCCAUCCCCAAGCUGAAGCUGACACGCCCCGGGCCCCCGGGCACCAGCCUGCCACCCCCCAAGAUCCGCCUGAAGCCCCACCGCCCAGGGGCCGGGGAGCGGGAGCCCAUCUACAGGGCCGAGCUGGUGGAGGCGCUCAAUGGCCACGGGCGAGGCCCCCCGGCCAGCUCACCCUCGCUCCCGGGCCACUGCUCCCCCCGCCGUGGGCCGGUGGACUCGUCUUCCGGAAGCUCUGGCGAGGAUGACGACUUCAAGCAGUGUCCCCAGGGUGAACACGAGCGAGACGGCCUGGCCUUCCUCGCCACCUGCCCCAGGAGGGGGACGCACUGCGCCCGCGAGUCCAGGUGGAGUGGCGACAGCCUGGACGAGUCCAAAUCCUCCAGCUCAGAAGUGCCAUCACCGGACACGUGUGGCCUGGCCGGCGACGGAGCGUCUGUGAGGUCCGCGUCCGGGGACGCGAGGCCGACGGUCCCGCCCCUGACAGUCAGGCUGCACACGCAGAGCGUCUCCAAGUGCGUUACGGAGGACGGCAGGACCGUGGCCGUGGGGGACAUCGUGUGGGGUAAGAUUCAUGGUUUUCCCUGGUGGCCGGCGCGUGUCCUUGACAUCAGUCUUAGCCAGAAGGAGGACGGGGAGCCUUCCUGGCAAGAAGCCAAAGUCUCGUGGUUUGGUUCUCCGACUACGUCGUUCUUGUCUACUGCCAAACUCUCCCCCUUCUCUGAGUUUUUCAAACUGAGAUUUAACCGUAAGAAGAAGGGCAUGUAUCGGAAAGCUAUAACAGAGGCCGCGAGCGCGGCGCAGCACGUGGCCCCGGAGAUCAGGGAGCUCUUAACCGAGUUUGAGACGUAAGCCAGGCUCCCGACCAGGUCACCGACGAUGAGGGUGUGGCUGUUCUCCUGGAGCUUCUGAUUCGGGGGUGCCCUGCACGUCCCCUAUGCUGUCUGAGGGGCCACUUGCCUUCUGGCCACAGCGUGCAGAAGUGUGCCAGCCCCACGCCGGCCAGCCUGCUUGGGGGGCCCUGGGGGGCAGGUGUGGGGGGGGAGGAGCCUCUGUGUAUUUACGCCCCCGACUCAGGCUUUUGCUCCUGUGGUUUGUGAACUUCCAGGAGCCACAAGCGCUUCCUGCUGCGGCCUGGCUGCUGGGGCACCGAGAGGUGAGGCCUGCCCUCGGCCGGAGGCUUCCAGAAACCAGCCUGCACGUGCGGGCGCCCCCUCCCCUCGCCCUCAGCGUGCACUGAGAACCAGGCACCUGCCAGCCUCCCCCACCAUCCUCCCAAAGAGGGGCCCAGGGUGUCCUCGGGGUGAGGGCCCAGGGAGGGGGCCACUCUGAGAGCGUGGGCUUCAAAAGGAAAACAGCCUGUUGUUUGUAGAAGCUGCUCCUGUCUCCUUUCUGUCACUUUAAAGACCAAAAAGAAAAAGAAAGAAACAGAAAA
This is a messenger RNA of Suricata suricatta (meerkat), 3217 nucleotides long. RefSeq names its product PWWP domain containing 2B (gene PWWP2B). The transcript has 10 exons. Gene Ontology annotation, cellular component: nucleoplasm; nucleus. NCBI's taxonomy places the organism in Eukaryota, Metazoa, Chordata, Mammalia, Carnivora, Herpestidae. The record is from RefSeq and is a predicted model, not a curated record. Bases 1 to 2634 code for a protein of 877 amino acids.